AUGGAAUCAUAUGAGAGCAACCCCCAAGACUGGAAGAAAUUUGCAAAGGCUGACCAGUACAGGUAUACACGAAACCUGGUGGAUGAAGGGAAUGGAAAGUUUAACCUCAUGCUGUUGUGCUGGGGAGAAGGACAUGGCAGUAGUAUCCACGACCACUCAGACUCACAUUGCUUCAUGAAGCUGCUCCAGGGUCAGCUCAAAGAGACACUCUUUGAGUGGCCCGAUGGUAAACCGCAGGGAGAGAUGGUCCAAAAAUCACAGCGGAUCUUGGUGGAAAACAAGGUUGCUUACAUAAAUGACUCCAUUGGCCUGCACCGUGUGGAGAAUGGGAGCCACACAGAGCCUGCGGUCAGUCUGCAUCUGUACAGCCCACCGUUCCAGACCUGCCAGACCUUCGACCAGCGGACUGGGCACAAGAAUACAGUCAAGAUGACCUUCUGGAGCAAGUUUGGCCAGAGGACUCCAUUUGAGGCAACAGUGUCACAAGAAAACAACUGA
This is a messenger RNA of Knipowitschia caucasica, 498 nucleotides long. The record is from the annotation of a GenBank genome assembly. NCBI's taxonomy places the organism in Eukaryota, Metazoa, Chordata, Actinopteri, Gobiiformes, Gobiidae.